AUGCCUGAGAGUAACUGUGCUGGCAACCUUCCUGCUCCUACUACUGUGGUAUCUCUUUGCGUCUCAAUGUCUCCUCAAGCUAGGGCGAAGAGGAAAAUUGCUGCCCUCAUGGAAGAGGUCGAAAAUUUGAAGCAGGAGAAAGCGAUAAAACAAAGAAAAACAACCUACUAUGUUUCCCAGGGACGAGCACUUCAUAGGAUGGUUGUUCUUUACUGCCCAUUAGAAGAUCUGGUUGCCGAGAAUGACCGGCGUUGCGAAGACUCAGACGGCGACCACACAAUCGAACAAAACCGCCUUCAGCACGGCUACAUUGAACUCAGUAAGACAUUGCCAUGGUUCCAUGAAAAGCUUGCAAGUCUUGAUUUCGAAGAGUCGGAGGAUAUGCUCAAACAGCUCAAGCGAGGAGCUGAUUCAGCUCGUGGUGACGACACGGGAACUCUCAAAGAGCUCGUGGCCUCAUGGGUUAACAUUGAGUGUCGUCCGCCUUCGUUUCUAAGAGCAGACCAUAAGCACCAUCGAGGUUUCGUGAACGAUGCGUGCGGUAAGCUACUCUGCCCAGCGGAAUGGUGCUGGGAGGAUCCAGUCGUCAGGGCUGGAAUUCGUGACCGCACCACCGCUUUUAUUGUUUCUGAAAAUUCAUGGCCUAUGUUCAUGUAUGAAAAUUAUGAAGCCCAUGCGAAGAAUCUGGAGCGUGGUAUGAGGAAGGUAACUCCUCGCGCGAUCGCAUAUGCAGCUUGCCAGAUCCAAUUCGCACUGUCCAACAUCACUUCCUGGCGCACUGUUGACGGCGACUUCAACUAUCAACUUUUUUGGAACAACAUUGUAGACUUCUUCGAGGAUCCUCCAGGUCCAGCUGCGCUAGCAAGGGUGAACAAGCUUCUCAAAUGGUGGACCAGAAAAGUGUUCGGACGAAAUCAUGGUCAGGACUUAACACCGGAUGUUAUUCUUCACAUGUCUGUCAACAGUCUCGCUUCCCAGAGACAGCAAAUGGAGGACGCUGCAUUCAACUCCAACUAG
Suillus fuscotomentosus is the source of this 1017-nucleotide messenger RNA. RefSeq lists its product as uncharacterized. Bases 1 to 1017 code for a protein of 338 amino acids. NCBI's taxonomy places the organism in Eukaryota, Fungi, Basidiomycota, Agaricomycetes, Boletales, Suillaceae. The record is from RefSeq and is a predicted model, not a curated record. The transcript has 8 exons.